UAAUGUUUGAAUGUUUUUACACUCCUUUUUUUAUACUCGGCUUUUCUGUUCUGCUCUGUGUGCGUGAUGUGAUGAAACGUCAAUAAGACGUCAAGCCAGUGGUGAAAUCGUAAAUGAUUUUUUGGAAUUAUUUUUUUUUAAUUGUUUUUUUUGUAAGUUUGAAAUUUGUAACAGUUUUACGAUGAUAAGAUAUCGUGGAAAGAAAAAAGUGUUGGAAAAAGUGAAAGAAUUGGACGCAUUCCCCAAGGUGCGUGAAGAAUACGUGGACAGCACGCCGGUCGGUGGCACUUUUUCUGUAAUUGCUUUUUUUAUUAUUUUGUGGUUAAUUUACAGUGAAGCUAGUUAUUAUCUUGAUAGUAAUUUAGUUUUCAAAUUUAUGCCCGACACGGAUAUGGAUGAAAGACUCCAGAUUAAUAUAGAUAUUACGAUUGCGAUGCCAUGCUCAAAUAUCGGAGCUGAUAUAUUGGAUUCUACGUCACAGAGUGUUUUUGGUUUUGGGGAAUUGCAAGAAGAGGAUACGUGGUUCGAGUUAUCCCAAGAACAACAAGAUGCAUUUGAUGCAGUCAAGUAUUUAAACUCAUACCUGAGAGAAGAGUAUCAUUCAGUUUGGCAAUUGCUUUGGAAAAAAGGCCAUGGUUCUGUUCGUGCUACUAUUCCAAUUAGAAAUAGCAAACCCAAUAGAAGACCAGAUGCUUGCAGGUUACAUGGGGUUCUUAUUCUGAAUAAAGUUGCUGGCAAUUUCCAUAUAACGGCUGGCAAAAGUCUACAUCUUCCAAGAGGGCAUAUCCACUUAAAUAUGUUAUUUGAUGAUACUCCUCAAAAUUUCAGCCACAGAAUACAUAGGCUUAGCUUUGGUAGUCCAGCUAAUGGUAUAAUAUAUCCACUUGAGGGUGAUGAAAAAAUUACAACUGAUGAAAACAUGUUAUAUCAAUAUUUUGUUGAUGUUGUGCCUACAGAUAUAGAUACAGCAUUUGAAUCUAUCAAAACAUUCCAAUAUUCAGUAAAAGAGUUAGAAAGGCCGAUAAGCCAUGCAAAAGGCUCACAUGGUGUGCCCGGGGUAUUUUUUAAAUAUGACAUGGCUGCAUUAAAAGUCAAAGUAUUCCAGGAAAGAGAGCAUUUUUUAAAAUUUAUGUUAAGACUGUUUUCAAUAAUUGGUGGAAUUUAUAUUGUGAUUGGUUUUAUUAAUACUAUAGUUUUGUCUAUAAAGGCACAUCUAAAUGAAAGUAGUCCUAAAACUUCAAUAGCUAAAUAUUUUGUAGAGCCAAAAAUAAAAUUAGCACAAUCUAAUCCUUUGUUGAUAACACCAGAAUUAAAUGUUCCUGUAGAAUUAGUGAAACAAUGAUAGUAGAUACUUUUUAGUUUUAAGUUUACCAUAAGCUUCUAUUGUAUAUAAGAGAUUAUGUAUAUUUAUAAUUCUUGAAAGUAAUUGUAAUUAAUUUUGGUAAUUUCUAUAGUGUUAAUCUGCUUU
Molecule: messenger RNA, 1468 nt
Organism: Diatraea saccharalis (sugarcane borer)
Lineage: Eukaryota; Metazoa; Arthropoda; Insecta; Lepidoptera; Crambidae
Source: the annotation of a GenBank genome assembly